AUGAGCUACAGCAGCCUCUCAAAUUAUAAUAAUCUUUUAUUAACGCCACUUAAAAACUCAAUUGCAGCUCAAGAAACUCAUCCUGAAGAAGACACAAUAAAUUCUUUAAAAAUCUACUAUGCAUUGAACCACCAAUUUAAGGUGCUAGGAAGGUCAGAAUUAACAGAGCGAAUGAUUCGGCGUAUCACAAAAUGUGAUUAUAUUCCAAAGGACUUUCAAGCAAGACCUUUAUAUAUUAACUUAUCAGGAAUUAUUGAUGAGCUUAUGCUAACUGAAUUAGAGAUUGCUCUGUGAGCAAUUUACUUAGAAAAUUUAGUAUGGAAAAACCUUGAUACUUACACAGAGCAGCUUCUUUUAUUUUCAGCAUACAAGGCAAAACAGUAUUUCAACGGAAAUAGCGUUGAGCCGUAUCUUAUGUAUCUCAAGGCAAAGAUAGGGAAUUUUGAAGAAAAUUUUAAAUCUUGGCUCAUAAAAUAUGAGGAUGGAUUUAAAGUAAAUUUAAGAAUGAUUAAUGAAAAAUUGAAUAUGCUAAAAAUAGUCAAAGAUGCUGAAAGCGAUUAUUGCUCGCUAGAUUAUAACUAUUAUGUUGACGUGAUUUUAUUGAAGGCAGUUCCUUAUGCAGAUAGAGGAGAGCAAAGAGCUAUAUUAAAGCCUGUUGAAAGAAGAAAAAACGAAGAACUUAUGGAUAAAAAAACUAAAAGGCAAACACCAAUGAAAAUACAAACUGAAAAGAUAAAUAUGAAAAAGAAGAAAAUUGAAAAAGAUUCUAUAAGCAGCAUAAAUUAUACAGAAAAUGAUCCUGAUAUAGCAAAAAUUGAAAAGUUCUGUGAUGGUUUGAUAGAUUACAAUGACCUGAACCCUGAUGAUUUUAAAUAA
Messenger RNA from Blepharisma stoltei, 876 nucleotides. The record is from the annotation of a GenBank genome assembly. NCBI's taxonomy places the organism in Eukaryota, Ciliophora, Heterotrichea, Heterotrichida, Blepharismidae.